Molecule: messenger RNA, 950 nt
Organism: Pomacea canaliculata
Lineage: Eukaryota; Metazoa; Mollusca; Gastropoda; Architaenioglossa; Ampullariidae
Exons: 3
Coding region: 143-880 (245 amino acids)
Source: RefSeq, a predicted model, not a curated record
GUUAUCAUUACAAACAUGCCUGUCAUUAGUCGUGCAAGGCUCAGGCUCAGUUUUAAUCAGUCUUCAACGUUCAACGUCUGGAACGUCCCGUCGAGGCGCAAAUGCGAUACAGUGUGAUAAUUUGCCGACUGGGCGAGAGUGCAUGCGCUUGGCGCUCUUUGUCGCCUGCUUACCGCCGUCGAGCGCUAUCUCUCGAGCGAAGCCAUACAUCAUUUUAUCUUCGCCUCAUCGAACCACGAUGCUGAGCGCUGGGACCACAUUUCUGUGUGUGUCUUUGCUGUGUUUUUCUUCGCUCUGCAUCUUGGCCGACGACAAGAGGGAGGCAGUUCUCGAGGAAGCCAGACAGGUGCCGAAGCAGGAUGUGGAGGAGGUGAGUCUAGAAGACCGGAGCGCGCAGAUCAUCCGUGCACAAGAUGCUGAGGAAGGGGCAGAAAACCCAUGGCGCGACGAAGAUUUAGGGGAUGUUGCAGAGCCGUCUGGCAUCCAGGAGAGUACACAGUGCAUGUCCCCCUCUCCACCUGACAAUGGCUUCAUCGCUGGAAGCGACUUCCGCGAAGGAGCGAGAGUGCACGUGCUGUGUGAAGAAGGUUACGUCCUGACGGGCCCCAGCGAGCUCACGUGCAUCGCCUGCACCUUCUGCAGCAGCGGCGGCAUCUGGUCGCCAGAAGAGAAGUACUCGUGCGAACCCAGGAAUCCAAGCCUCGUUGAAAUACGUCCUCUGAAGGAUGCGGUGGAGGACAAAACACACCCUGUCUACAGAAUACAAGAAACCACACCCUCCUGCCCUCCACCAAAACCACCCGCACAUGGCCACUCCAGGGCAGCAACUACAGUCUUGAUGCCUCUGUACACAUCUUCUGUGACCCUGGCUAUACUCUGAGUGGCCAAGAUCACAUCACGUGUCUACGAGUUCCAGAUCCUUUCAAAAACGUCGUCGCUUGGGAGCCGAU